AUGAAUACUGAUGAUUUUGAUCUUCUAUAUAAGAAAUUAACAGAAUUAGAUAUAACAAAUGAACCAGAACAAAAUAAUAAACAUAAUAAUAAUAAUAAUAAUAAGAAUAAUACGUAUAAUAAUUUACAGCAAUUGAAUGUUGCAAAUAUUAAUGCUCAACCAUUUAAUCAAUCACCUUUUAAUCCACAACCGUUUUUUCAAAGAAGUAGUUUUAAAGAUCCUUUCAAUUUACCUAUUGAGUUACAAGGUGGUGUUUCUGAAAUUUCAAGUAGAAGACCAAGUUAUGCUGCUGAAUCAUAUACUAGAAGUAAUACGUCCACGACAAAUUGGUCAACUAAUGAACCAUCAUCUGUAAUUCCACCAUUAUCACAGCAGCAACUUCAAUAUUCAUUUUAUCAGCAGCAACAACAGCAACAACAACAACAGCAUCAAUUCCCUUCAUUUUUUGAUUUUCAACAUAGAAGACCAAGUCAACAAAUUACUUUUUCAAACAGUUCAUUUUAUCAAGAAAGUAAUAAUAGUAAUAAUAAUAGUAAUAAUAAUAUUAAUAAUAAUAAUACUAGUACUAAUAAUACUACAACUUCUGAAAUUAGACUUGAAAAUGGUCUUAUUUUAAAAAACGAAUUCAUAAUAGCUUCCCAAGACUUAAAGAUUUUAUAUUCAAAAACAACAAAAUACUUUGAAGAUCCAAAUUUAACUAAUGAAAUAAUUUCAAAAUUGAAUAAUCUUUUGAAAUGUUCAGUAAUACAAAAGUUAAUUAUAUUUAUUAAGAAUAUAAAUAAUAUUAGUUAUAAUAAAUUACUAACUCUUGUGGUUAAUAAAAAUGGAAAAUUGGAUUUAUUAAGUUAUCCCAACUCAUCAAAUAUUUUCUUACAAAAAGGAGAUGUGGUAAUUGUAGAUGGAGAUAGAGGUAAGGAUUUAGUAAUGAUUGUUGAACCAUUGAUUCAAUUAAAUUUUGCAAUUUUAUUCAAUUUUAUUAAAAAGAUGGAACAUUUAAAAUCACUUACAAUUCUCGAUUCAAAUAAUACUAAAUCAACAUCAACUCAUUCAGUAAAUCAAUCUGCCUCCAACAUAAUUAAUUACUUAAAUGAAGAUAAUGAGUUUAUAAUUACAUUACCAACAAAACAAGUUUUACGAUUUGCAACUCCAAAUGAAUUACAUAAAUUAAAUAAGAAAUUUUUGGAAGAAAAGAAAUCUUUUAUGACAUGCUUUAACAAAAUUAAGGAACUUCAACUCAACUCACAGUUAAUUUUGAUCAAUGUGGAAUAUCAAUUUGAUUUUAAAAAAUUGAUAUUUUAUUAUUUUGCAAAUUUUAAAAGAAUAGAUUUUAGAGGCUUAAUUAAAGAAUUGUUCAAAAUUUAUAAAACUAGAAUAUGGCUUUGUGCUGUGCUUCCUUUUGGUGAACCAAAAUUGUACGAAAGUGAUAUUAUUUCGAUGGAUAAUUUGAAUAAAGGUGAAGGUUUACCAUCAGAAUAUAACAUUACCAAUGAUCUAAUACUCAACUUUAAUAUUAGUAAUUUACCAGAUUCAAAUUAUUUUCAUAGUUUAAAUUUAAGAAAUUUGAUUAAUAAUUUGGAAAAGGAUGUAAAGGGGAAUUUUUAUGGAUUUGGUGGUAAAGAUGCAAGUAAAGAAUAUAAAGAUGCAAACUUUAAUCAAGUCAAUAAAUUGAAUAGUAAUGGUAAUGGUCAUGAUAAGAAUAAGAUUUUAUCUAAUUUUAAUCCGUUUGGGGAUUGA
This is a messenger RNA of Insectozyma verbasci, 1734 nucleotides long. NCBI's taxonomy places the organism in Eukaryota, Fungi, Ascomycota, Pichiomycetes, Serinales, Debaryomycetaceae. The record is from the annotation of a GenBank genome assembly.